AUGCUGCCCUUGUGGGUGGCGGGGGUGGCCGCCGGGCUCGCCUCGCUGCGCCUCCUGCAGCAGCUCUUUUUCCCUUACUUCUGGGCUGACCUGAAGUUCUUGCUGAAAGUGGCGGCGUACGGGCUGACGGUGGAGAGCUACCGCCUGCGGGGCAGGAUUUGUUCCGUGCUGGACAAGUUUGUGAGGCGGGCCGCAAAGCAGCCCGGGAAAGCGUUCUUGGUCUACGAAGGGAAGGUUCACACCUACGGGGAUGUGGACCGGAGGAGUAACCGGAUGGCCCGGCUUUUCCUCAAAGAAGGGACGCUGAAAAGGGGAGACACUGUGGCCCUGCUGAUGAGCAAUGAGCCCGAUUUCAUCCAUGCGUGGUUUGGGCUGGCCAAGCUGGGCUGUGUUGUGGCUUUCCUCAAUUUCAACAUCCGGUCCAGGUCCCUCAUGCACUGCAUCAGCAGCUGUACACCCAAGGUGCUGCUGGUGGGAGCAGAUAUGCUUGGGACCUUAGAAGAAAUUCUUCCUAGCCUCCAAGAUGAUAUAAGAGUAUGGUUGAUGACAAAAGAAUCCACUUUGUCACAUGUUGAUACCAUUUUAGACAAACUGGAUGAUGCCUCUGAUGAUCCCAUACCAGAUAAUCUCCGUAUUGCUAAGAGUCUAAAAGACCCUCUCCUCUACAUUUUUACUUCAGGAACAACAGGUUUGCCUAAGGCUGCAGUUAUCAGUCACACGCAGGUCCUAAAAGGUGCUGCUGGAUUAUGGGCAUUUGGUGCAACUCCUGAUGACAUCAUUUAUAUAACUCUCCCUCUUUACCACAGUGCAGCUUCUCUUCUUGGCAUUGGUGGAUGUAUUGAAUUGGGCGCAACAUGUGUUCUUAGAAAGAAAUUUUCAGCCAGUCAAUUCUGGAGUGAUUGCAAAAAAUACAAUGUUACUGUUGUUCAAUACAUUGGGGAACUGUGUCGUUACCUCUGCAAACAACCUGUGAAAGAAGGAGAAAAGCAUCACAAAGUUCGCCUAGCGGUUGGAAAUGGAAUAAGGACUGAUGUCUGGAAAGAGUUUUUACUCCGGUUUGGUGACAUCAAGAUAUGUGAAUUGUAUGGUGCAACCGAAGGAACAAUUUGCUUCAUGAAUCACACAGGCAAAGUGGGAUCUGUGGGCCGGACCAAUUUUUUUUAUAAGCUCUUUUUCCCUUUUGACUUGAUUAAGUAUGAUUUUCAAAAAGAGAAGCUAAUCAGAAAUAAACAUGGAUGGUGUGAAAGAGUUAAGAAUGGUGAGGCUGGCCUUCUAAUAUCCAAAGUGAACUCAAAUAAUCCAUUCUUUGGCUAUGCUGGCAAUAAGAAAGAUACAGCAAAGAAAUUACUCUGUGAUGUGUUUAAGAGGGAAGAUUGCUAUUUCAAUACAGGAGAUCUGAUGGUCCAAGAUCACGAUAAUUUCCUUUACUUUUGGGACAGGACAGGAGAUACAUUCAGAUGGAAAGGUGAGAAUGUUGCCACUACAGAAGUUUCUGAUGUCAUUGGUAUGUUGGAUUUUAUACAGGAAGCCAAUGUUUAUGGGAUUUCUGUGCUGGGUUAUGAAGGGAAAGCAGGCAUGGCCUCUGUCAUCUUAAAGCCUAAUAAAUCUUUAGAUUUGGAAAAACUAUAUCAACAUGUGGUGACAUAUCUACCCAGCUAUGCUUGUCCCCUAUUUUUAAGACACCAGGAAAUAAUGGAAGUUACAGGAACUUUCAAGCAACAAAAAUUUCACUUGGUGGGGGAAGGAUUUAAUCCAUCUGCAAUCAGUGACCCACUUUAUUUUUUGGACAAUUCUAAAAAAUCUUACGUUCUAUUAACCAAAGAACUGCAUGAUAAGAUCUUAUCUGGGCAGGUGAAACUUUAA
This is a messenger RNA of Euleptes europaea (tarantolino), 1863 nucleotides long. It is a transcript of the gene SLC27A6, whose product is annotated as solute carrier family 27 member 6. Gene Ontology annotation, molecular function: long-chain fatty acid transmembrane transporter activity; long-chain fatty acid-CoA ligase activity. Lineage: Eukaryota; Metazoa; Chordata; Lepidosauria; Squamata; Sphaerodactylidae. Bases 1 to 1863 code for a protein of 620 amino acids. The transcript has 10 exons. The record is from RefSeq and is a predicted model, not a curated record.